CAGCGUUUUCCAGUUUCCUCCCAGAUCAGUUUCACCGUGGCGCGUCGCGCAGAGUGCGUGGACUUUCCAGUUAAAAAAAAAGCAAACCCAACUAAACAAAAACACGAUGUGUAUCCUCGUGUUUUCUGUAGAGUAGCUGUCUGUGGAGACGGUGCGCUCAGGAGGGGAGCAGAUGCGCCUCUUGCCAUGACUGCUGCCAGGAAGCAGAGCUUUCAGGUGGCGGUGAUCUUGUUGUGCGUCGCCCAGCUGACAGCAGGACUCAAGUGUGUGUGCCUGCUGUGUGCCAACCGCACCUGUGAGACGGCUACAGAAGGAGCCUGCUGGAACUCGGUGAUGCUGAUUGACGGGAAGGAGGAGACGGUCAAGUCCUGCCUGUCGCCCUCGGAGAUGAAGGGUCAGGUGUUCUGCUACAGCUCCAGAAAUGUCUCCAAGAGGAGCUGUUGCUUUACUGACUUCUGCAACAAUGAGACCCUGCACCUGCACCGAGAGAGGCCUUCAAAGGAGCCAGGCUGGAGCAGGCUGCAGCUCACUGUGGUGAUCCUGGUGCCCUUCUGCUUGCUGUGUGUGGGAAUCCUGCUAGGCGUGUGCAUCGUGCAGGGACACCAUUGUGCCUGGAAGCAAGACCCCGAGGAGCCCCCGGAUGAUCAGAUGCUCAUGUCUCCUGAUAAAUGUCUCAAAGAUCUAAUAUAUGACAUGAGCACCUCUGGUUCAGGGUCAGGGCUACCGCUGCUGGUCCAGAGAACCAUAGCUAGGACCAUCGUCCUGCAGGAGACCAUUGGAAAAGGUCGCUUUGGUGAGGUCUGGCGUGGCAAGUGGCGGGGGGAGGAUGUAGCUGUGAAAAUCUUCUCCUCCCGGGAUGAGAGGUCCUGGUUCCGGGAAGCAGAGAUUUAUCAGACUAUCAUGCUCAGGCAUGAAAAUAUUCUGGGCUUCAUUGCUGCUGAUAAUAAAGAUAAUGGCUCAUGGACCCAGCUCUGGUUGGUGUCAGAGUACCAUGAGCACGGCUCCCUGUAUGAUUACCUGAACAGGUAUACAGUCUCCAUGGAGGGCAUGGUCGUUCUGGCUUUGUCUGUAGCCAGUGGGCUGGCUCACCUUCACAUGGAAAUCAUUGGCACACAAGGGAAGCCCGCAAUCGCUCACAGAGACCUGAAGUCUAAAAAUGUCCUUGUGAGGAGGAAUGGGACAGCAGUCAUUGCAGAUUUGGGUUUAGCUGUUAAACACGAUUCCAGCACAAACACCAUAGACAUACCGUCUAAUCACAGAGUGGGAACUAAGAGGUACAUGGCUCCUGAGAUCCUGGAUGAGUCAAUCAAUAUAAACAACUUUGAGUCAUUUAAGAGGGCAGAUAUCUAUUCGCUUGGCCUGGUGUUCUGGGAAUUAGCCAGAAGAUGCUCUGUAAGAGGACUUCAUGAAGACUUUCAACUGCCUUAUUAUGACAUGGUGCCUUCAGAUCCAUCCAUUGAGGACAUGAAGAAGGUUGUGUGUGAUCAGAAACUCAGACCAAACAUUCCCAAUCAGUGGCAGAGCUGUGAGGCUCUGCGUGUGAUUGGAAGACUGAUGAGGGAGUGCUGGUAUGCCAAUUCUGCUGCACGACUAACUGCUCUGCGGGUCAAGAAAACUGUGUCCCAGCUGUCUGCUAUCAAAGAUGUCAAAGACUAGUUUGGCUUGUCGCCUUGCCGAUCAUCACUGGUGCUGGCACUGGUGUAAUGUGAUAAACUUGGAGAAAGCAGGCUCUACUUAUCAGGAGGAUACCACAUCUUGUUUUUGUUGCCAAAUAUUGUAUAAAGUGCGGUGUCUGUUGAAGUUUGUACAAAGACAUCCAGGCAUCUGACCUUUCCUCCAGCUAUGGUUUUUGUGGAAAGAGCCAUGUGACAUAAGUCAUGUAAAAUGUGAUUAUUUUGCUACCUCAGUAUUUGAAGUGCCCAAAGCUUGAAGUUGCACAUUGUUGUGUUAUUGUGCCGUUUUUUUUUUUGCUAUCUCCUGGGUUGUUAGAUUGCUUAGUGACAAUCUCUGGAAAUAUCCUCUCGUUUUGACUUGUGUUUACUGACACGCAUACAGAUUUUCCCUGAAAAUAUGAAUUAUUUUUGCACAGUUAGAAUAUCUCUCUUGUAAAAAUUUUUGCUGAAAUUGCUGUGAAAGGGAACAUAGUUCUACUGUCUAUAUACAACUGAAAGUGAUAACCUUAGUAUAUCUAAACCUUUUCAAAAAAGUAAACAGUGAACUAGAUAAGAGUAUUUAUUACAGGCUGCUAAGGAUGAAAAUCUGAAACUAUUUCAACUUUUUCCACAGGGAAAUUGCUUUUUAAGCAGGGGGAGCUCUGACCAGUCAUACUGGAAUAUGUUUUUAACCCCAAAUAAUGAGUUAGAGUGACCAAAAAGCGGGUUCAAAAUAAUUACCCCCAGCCUGGAUUGGUAAAUUAGUAUUAUUUGGAUUUAAAAAUUUUUAUUUUGAUCUUUGGUUAAAAAAUAUUAUAAAAUAUAAAUAAAGAUAGCCUCAUGAUGUCAGACUACAUAAUUUGCUGAACAAAAUUAAUUUAUAUAUACAAAACAUAGUAUAAAAUGGCCUGUCUAUAUUGACUUUACGAGUAAUUCUUUCGUCAAAAUGUGAGCAGCGUGGACUCUGUGCGGACUCCAUGCGCACUGUUCGCAGACGUUUUAUGUUUCAUAGUCAAGUGUACCAUUUUCCUACAUUUCUGGUGACAAACUCCUACAUUUCCACAACUUUCUACCAUGGUGUCAUUAGGCAGAGAGGAAGAGCUAAUUUGCCUCUUGCUUUGGAAAAACAAAAAGAAAAUAAGGUGGUAUACAAGGCCUUUUGACCAGACUAGGGACGAGAAGGGGAGUACACCUGUCAGUGCAGCACAGAGAGUAGCAGUGACACUGUAUGUUUUCGUGACUGGUUGCUCAGAGCAGUGUGUCACAUACAAAACAGUUCGAUGUGGAGAUUUUUUCUGUCAAAACAUUUAUCGCGGUCGAAAAAAUUUUGCUUUGCGCGGACGUCUGCUUUGUGUCUGCAUUGAGUCCGCCUCAGAGCCCGACUAUGUGGGAACCUUCAGGCCCUGUUUUCUGGUGAAAAUCCAAAAGUUUUGUUGUGUUUCUACUGUUCAUUUACAUGACAACUGCUCACGUAUUCUCUAAAAAUUGCCUAAUUUAAUAACAAAUAUAUAAACAAUAACAAUAGUGGAUUGCAAAGUACUUCCUUGUGCUGCUAACUCUUUCGAAUCUAAAGACGGUUCGCUAACAAAUGCUCAGUUUCUCCCACGCUUUUUAAGCUUUGAUUAUGUUGCCAACUAGUGGCGUGGCGGGGGAAUGACACCAUUUUCACUGUACUAUUGCUAUGUGAAUAGAGAUUGUAAUUAUAAUGUCAUCAUGUAGACUUGUUAACAGAAACAUUUUCAAUGGAUCGUUGUCGUGUAAACAGGGCCGUUGGUCUUCUCCGCAAAUUUCUUUGUAAAAUAGCAUCAGUUCACUCAUUCCAGGAAGAUACCUUUAUCAUGUUUUAUGAGAAAACUACUGCAAACUACUCAAGAAAAAAAAUAGGACACGCCAUUAAAUAGAUUGUCAGAUAAAAUGUUCAGAUUUUGAAGUCUAUCUUUUUUUGUUUCUGGAAAAGAAAAUGAUUGUAUAACAGGUAAAUAUCAAAGACUAACAUUGUUUUACUCAUUAUGCGAAUAAUAUCACUAAACAUAUAUAUGUUAUGGCACCCUACACCCUUAUAGUUAGUUUCAGUGUUGUUGACUAAUACAACGUCAGUAAGGGACUUCUUAAAAAAAAGAGACUUAAAAAGAGAGAUCAUCCCACCACAUCUCAGGAGGUCAAGGUCUGGCUUUAUGACUAGACCCAGGACUGUCCUGUUUUUAUUUCUGUGCCAACCCCUAGCUGGAUUUACUGGUAUGCUUUGGGUUAUUGUCAUAUUGCAGGUUCCAGUUCUGCUUCAGCUUUCAUUUUUUUCCUUUCUUGAUAUAUCGGCUCUUAUUUUCCUAAGGCACCCUCUUAAAGAGAGUAGAAUUCAUCAGAAUCAGAAUCAGCUUUAUUGCCAAGUUCGUACAUACAAACAAGGAAUUUGCCUCCGGUACACUUUGCUCUUUUGUUCUGUUUUUGCAUUACAGAAUAUACAAAUUUACUAUUUACAAUGUACAAUAUACACAUAUCUAAUAAAAAAGGUGCAUUUGCAACAUCUGUAUGCUGUUGUGGGGGAUAUUAUGAUGAGCUGGCCUGAUACCACAAACCAUCCUCAAACCAUGACAUUUCCAGCUAUUUGGUUCAUAACUGGUAGGCUGUAUUUGUUUAUGCCAAACAUGUCUUACAUACUGGUUUCCAAAUGAUAAAAGUUUAGCCUCAUCUGUCCAAAGAACAUUAUUCCUAAACCUCUAGUCUUUGUCUAUGUUCUCUCAGGCAAACUUUAGUCUGGGUUUCAUGUUUUUCCUAGAGCAAAAGUUUCGUUUUUGCAUUUCUCCCAUGAAAGUUAAACUUUUGCUGUCUCUUUCUGAUUGUAGAGGCAUGCAUGUUCCUAUCACCAAUAGCAAGAGCCUGCUGUAUGUCCCACGAUGACAUUUUAGGUUUUUUAGAGACUUCUUUUAGCAUCUUGCAGCCUGCUCUCCAGAUUAACUUGCUUGGGUGGCCAGAUAUGGGCAUGUGGCAUUUGUGAAAUAUCCUCCGCUUGAACACUAUUUUUUAUUUCAAGUUUAUUUGAGACUUUUUAAAUCUCUUAAUGGGCCCAUAAUACCUCAGACAGCUCUUAUGACCUUACCCUUCACAUUUAACUCCAAUAGUCAAGGCUACACCAAGCUAAAUGUUGGAGGGUUAAAUAGGGCAAAUGUCCUUCAAAAUGCUGAGUAACAUAUUCCAGUGCAAUUAAUGUGUAAUUUUAGUCAUUUUUUAUUCCUUUCACAAAAAAGGUUCUUAAAAAGUCUUUCUUUCAGUUUAUACUAUUUAUUUUAAUUAUUUUAUUUUCUAUUGUCAUUAAAUAACCUGUCCCAAUUUGUUAGAAAAACGCAAACUAUAGGGUGUCCUAAUUUUUUCCCACGCAAUUUUGUUUUUGCAUUAAUAGUUGCCACAUGGCCUAAAUGGGUCCUGGUAAUUUUAUGACCUAUGAGCUUAUGAUUCCAAUUAUAUAUCCAUUUUUAACAUUCGGUAAGUGCUCUAAAAGUCCUAAAAUUAGGGCCGUUAUUAUGCAUGUUUCAACAAUGAACUUUGAGUUCCUGCAUCUUCUCAGUAUUUCGAGGAUUCAGUUUUCUGGAAAAGGGGAAAAUUACAAUAAUUUAGAUAUUUUUAUAUGAAUUUAUAACAAGGUCAGGCAAAUAAAAAUAGUAUACAUUAAUAGUGGUAUGUAUUCUUAAUAGUGGAUGCACAUUAGGAUCAUUAAUGUCGCCUAUAUAGCCUUACAAGCUGAGAGGGAGAAGUUACAAGGAUCUGUUCAUCGUUGUACUUGUAUGAAACAGUCAGUGUGCAAGAGUGCCUGUUUGAGCAUGUGAUUGUUAAUAUGUUUGUAUUGUAUCAUGAGACCAAUACUGAAAUAUUUGUAAAAUUAUAAAAUUGCACCAUGGGGAAAAAUCUGUUACUUUUUGUUCAUUUCUCAGCCUAGGCCAUGUUUGUCUUUUCAGUCGCAGUCGACAUAUGUUCACAAACAGCAGGGAAAGUAUUGAAUGUAUUGAUGUUUGACAUGAAAUUUACAUCAGAUGUUAGUAGCAACCCAAGUAAUCCGUGAAGGCAAAGAAAUCAACACAUCUAAGUCCAUAAAAGAUGUGUAAUAAAGUGAAAAGUCCUUUUUUGAAAACAUCUUCUGAAUGGAGAAAUAGUAUUGUUUGUUGCUCAGACUUGAUGGUGGGCUAUUCUUAAGCACAAACUGUCCUAAAAUCUUGAAGGUUUUGGGAACCUUUGCCAUGCACCUUUUUCACAGAUUUUCAGUUACAUUCAAGUCUUCUGUUUCUGCCAGGGUUGCGGCUUUAUUGUCUUUUACUUAAAGCAACUGAGAGUUUGCUUGGCUGUGUGUUUAUGACCAUUAUCUUGCUGAAAAAUCUGCCCUAGUUUUACUAUCAGAUUCCUUUCAAGAAUGUGUCAGUAAAGGUUUUUUCUGCUUGUCCUUCCUUCAGAUAUUAACAGUCUGCCAGUCUUCACUGCAUUACUUAUCAUUUUCACAGGGAGAAAAUAACAUUUCUACUAAUUCUAGGCCUUUCUGAGGCUUUCUCUGAGCGAUUCCUGGCUCUUGGACAACUUUUCUGAUUAUUUUUUUCAAGUCGACUGUCAUAAAUAUUUCAAGGAGCACCAGGUCAAUGGUGCUCACUGGAAUCAGACGUUUAGAAAUACGCCUGUGACCAAUGCUGUCAGUAUGUUUUCUAAUAAUAAUGUAGCAAAGAUCUUGCUGAAGUCCUGGCUCAUGACACCCUUCUUGUGUGAUACCUUCAAAUGAAAAACUUCUCUAUAGGUCAUGAGUUGGGACUCAACAAGUUGACAUUAAUUGACUUUGAUAGGGGGUCACAUAGCUUUCUAAAUACUGACGAUCUUCAGCUAUUCCCUUGACUUAUAUUGUGCUUUCUUCUUUAUAUUUUCAGUACUUAUUCCCUGAUUUAUUCCACUUUAUGACACAUAAAUAAUUUAUGGACCUACUUGUUUUUCUAAUUGUAUGUAUGGAUUACUGGGUGGUUUCCAACACAUAGGGUGAAUUGCAAACAACCUCAAAACGUAUCGGUAUCUUGGAAAAUAUCAAUUUAGCAUCUUUAAUGUUCUCAAUAUAGUUCAGUUUAGCCAUGUAAUUAUUUAACUUUUUUGAAAAUAUUAGAAAGAGAACAUAUUGACACACUUUGUCCAGGCAGAUUAAAAAUUUCACCAUUAUGUGCUUGCAUUUUGGUUUAAUUUCACUCCAAGUUGUAUCAAUGUUAAGCCAGUUUUACCUAUUGUGUCAUAUAUCAGGAAAAAAAAGGUGACAGCAAAGCAUAUGAUGUAUGUAUUAUUCCAGAGUGGAGUGAUCAGCAUGUGCAUUUUCUGAUUGGUGUCUUUACUCUGUGUAACUUACAAGUACCUCCACUCAUUUAAAUUCAAAGGCUUCAUUCAUGUUAAUCUGUUGUUGCUCAGAUGUAAAUUUUGUACCACUUUAUUUGAUCUUUUUUCCCCCAGCACUAUUUAUUCUGUAUAAAACGACAAUAUAAUGUGUAAAUAAAAACAGUUGUUCA
Messenger RNA from Girardinichthys multiradiatus, 7165 nucleotides. RefSeq names its product activin receptor type-1C. Gene Ontology annotation, cellular component: plasma membrane; activin receptor complex. Gene Ontology annotation, biological process: cellular response to growth factor stimulus; protein phosphorylation; nervous system development. Lineage: Eukaryota; Metazoa; Chordata; Actinopteri; Cyprinodontiformes; Goodeidae. Gene Ontology annotation, molecular function: activin receptor activity, type I; ATP binding. The transcript is spliced from 9 exons. The record is from RefSeq and is a predicted model, not a curated record. Bases 187 to 1656 code for a protein of 489 amino acids.